Pygocentrus nattereri (red-bellied piranha) is the source of this 2783-nucleotide messenger RNA. Its product is annotated as leishmanolysin-like peptidase 2. The coding region runs from base 90 to 2057 and encodes 655 amino acids. Lineage: Eukaryota; Metazoa; Chordata; Actinopteri; Characiformes; Serrasalmidae. Gene Ontology annotation, molecular function: metalloendopeptidase activity. The transcript is spliced from 15 exons. Gene Ontology annotation, biological process: proteolysis; cell adhesion. Gene Ontology annotation, cellular component: cytoplasm; membrane. The record is from RefSeq and is a predicted model, not a curated record.
UCUAUAAGUUCUAUCCAAUUCUAUAGAGAGGAAAAAGAGGCAAUGUUGCCAUAAGGCUGUUUCUAAGGAGUCCUGAAUGCCAGGUACGGAUGAAGGCUGUUCAAAACCACAUUUCUUUACUGCUGCUGUUGUGGCUUCUUUGUGUUUCGGGAAAGUGCAUCUCUGAUGUGGUGCAGAGUUCUGUCAGAGUGGUGUCUCCACCCACCUCUCAGCCCAGCUCGUCUCACUGGUCCUUCAAUGAAGCUGAAAUCAAACACAAAGUGUCCAACAUUGCUGAGGAAGAUGAUGAACAUCCUCAGUCUCACAGAUCUAAGAGAAUGAACAGGGGUCAGACUGAAGCCGCAGCUGUUCGACCACAGCCAAUUAGAAUCAACACAUGGACUCCUAGACAGAGCCCCGUCCUCUCAGACUGGAAGAGAGAGAGAGUGGAAGCAGCAGUUAGUGAAGCUGUCAGCACUGUGUCCAACUUACUCUCAGUAAUGAGGGUCACUGGCAGGCUGCUGCUGAACAGAGACAUCAACAAGUACUGCAGAUUCAUCUGGAGGAACAGCAGCAGUGCUAACUACAACAGGUGUGGUAGAGCCAACGAGAAGUACAGAACCGAGAGCUGUCUGGGUGUGACAAUCCCAGAUGAUCACCUGAGUGGCUAUGUUGUCUAUCCACAUCCUGACCAACCAAACCUGCAAGUGCUCAAACCAGAUGGGCUGGGGGUCCCCGACACUGACUUCCUGCUCUACAUGCUCACACAGAGCACUGAUAAAUGCAGAGCUGAUUCCAGUGUGCUGGCCUACUCUGCCCACUGUCAGAUGGAUGCAGAGGGGCGACCUGUGGCGGGGGUCAUGGUCAUCUGCAGAGAGCCACUGGCCAUGAAGGAGUUCAGUCAUCAGCACGUGGUGCAGACGGUGAUCCAUGAGCUGUUCCACAUGCUGGGUUUCAGUAGAGAACUUUUCAGCACAUGGAGAGACUGUUUCCUCACCUCUCAGACAGUGGGCUACUGCUCUCAUGGUCAUGUGACUAACACAGAUGCAACAGGACAGAUGAGGCUUUACUCUCCUAGUGUGAUAAAAGCUCUACAUGCACACCUCAACUCUAAACACACUGAACUGGGAGCUCCGCUGGAGAACCAGGAUGCUGGUGUUGGUGGUCUUUCUUCUCACUGGGAGGCUCGGGUUCUGCAAGGUUCUAUCAUGACGGCUGCACUGGCAGAACCCUCUCUGGUCCGGAUUGACCUGGUCACUCUCUCUGCCCUGCAGGACACAGGAUGGUACUCAGUCAACCUCAGCCAAGCCCAGAGCCUGGUGUGGGGAGAGGGUGAAGGUGCUCUGUUUGGAUCUCUUUCCACCUGCAAGUUCUCAUCUUUCUUCUGUACUGGCAGUGGACUGGGCUGCCAUUACCUUCAUCUCCACAAGGGGGAGUGCCAGAGUGAUGAGUAUUUAGAGGGUUGUCGCAUUUAUAAACCUUUGGCCAAUGGGAGUGAGUGUUGGAAAGAAGAGAAUGAAAGAGGGAAUGGAGCAGAGGAGUGGCGUGGAGAGAUCUAUCGCUCAGAAAGCCGCUGUUUUCUCUCCAGCCUCAUUAGAGAGGAUCAUUCCUUCCUCAGUGUAUCUGUGGCAGGCUGCUGUUACAGGCACAGGUGCACUGGGAGGAACAUGUAUCAGAUCCAGGUGGAGGGCUCUGAUUGGCUCAACUGUCCUGCAGGUGAGAGUAUUGAGGUGGCUGGUUAUCGGGGUGUAGUUUACUGUCCAGACAAGAGAUUAUGUCAUUACCAUGAUGUCAUUCCUCCAGUCUCUUCUCACAUACUUUCUGCUGCAUCCACAUCCAGUGAGAGAGAGCACACUCAACUGACUUCUCCAUCCAGCAUGAACUUUGACCCUGCUCUUAACUUCUCCACCUCCACAUCAACAUUCAGGACGCUGACGAUUGUGCCAUCUGUUUUGAGCACAACUGCUGUUCUGUUUUUGUUGGCUGUUCUCAUUGUCGCCUCCAUAAAGUGCUCAGUCAGUGUAAGAGUGCAUGCACUAACAGAAGCUCCUCAAGUGUUACAGGUACAGACAACAUAAAGCUUCUUACAGGAUGAAGUCCACCAGUUUUUCUGCAGAACUGAAUCUAUAACAUGUAAAUAAAGUAAUUCAGAGUGGUUUGAUGUGAAAUUUUUAUAGCGGUGGUGGAAGGAACCGAACAUCAGAAGAGUUAAAUGUCCAUAUAGGCUACUUCACAAGAGUUUACUACACAAAAUGGUCAUAUAAACAUUGCCUUAAGCCUAAACAUUGAAACAUGAUAGUUUUGAGGUGCAAUUUUAGACCCCUACUUUAAAGGAUUUCUCUAUGAUCUCAUACCAAACCACUCUGAAUGACUUUGUUUAGACCUCAAUGUUUAAAUUAUAUCAGGGUUGCUAUGAAAGGGUUUGCACAUCCAUAACAGUGUGUGUCAUGGUGAUUUAAAUUUGCAUGGCAAGUUUGCGCAUCUCAGUUGUUUUCUGUCAUCAGAUAGGAUGAGCUGUUUGCUGUAUUAGAUAUGUUUGAUUUUACACACCUGUUAGCAAUGGGUGUGGCUUAAACACCUGAUUGGGAUGAGUGCUCACGUACAUACGUACAUCGGACUAUCAGAUGGUUUUUACAUGGACAACCACUCAUAGAAAUGUCUACAGUUACAUUUACAUUUUCUCUUGAGUGUAGGGCUGAAAGAUUGUUUUAUAUCAAAAUCGCAAAAUUUGAAAGGGCAAUUUUCAAAUCAAUAAGAUGCAUGAUGUAUUUUAAUAAAUAUGUUACUGCUUUUUCCCUUUUUUA